AUGGACACAUCUGUUGUUCUCUUGAAAGGAGACCUUCGCCAUAUUCACGCAUUGAUAGAAUGCCGACAAAAGCCGCGAAUGGAAUUGCCGAUUCCUUCUACAGUGCAGCGGGACUUGCGCGAAUCGUUCUUUCGCAGCAAUAAUUCUUGGGACACCGUCCAGUGGACGGCUAAUCUGAGAGAAUGCAAAAAGUCCACCUACUUACUGCACAGCUUCAGCGGGCACGGUAUUUAUGCUGCUACGGACCCUUUGCUGUACCGCUACUUUCCCGUCUCUUUGGAGGAAAUGCGCAAACCAAAGGCAAAAAUGUUUGAAGCUGGCCUAGUACAUGCCAUUCGAUCAAGAGAAACUAUUGACAAAAUAGUAAAAUGGAAUGUGUUGUGUGCAAUGGAAGAAGAUUGCAUGGGUACAACUAUCAUGCCCAAUAUUUGCGAUUUCAAUCAAAGCGAUUUGUACUCGUCCUUCGCCCAUUGUCACAGAUACGACCAGUCCGUGGUAAAUGUUCUUCUGGCUGAUGCCUAUCACUACGAUCGGCACUACUAUGCAAGCGAAAUCACAGAUUUCUUUCGAAUACAGCGUUUCGUUUCACGACCAGCGAAGAAUCGUGAACUGAGGUGUGCCUAGAU
Messenger RNA from Strongylus vulgaris, 626 nucleotides. The record is from the annotation of a GenBank genome assembly. Lineage: Eukaryota; Metazoa; Nematoda; Chromadorea; Rhabditida; Strongylidae.